CCUCCUUUUUGUAUCCAAAUUUCUCAACUCAAACCUACUAAUCCCUCUCUCUCUCUCUCUCUCUCUCAUAUUUUCACUUACCGUGGGAAAACUUUCAUUUUCCAGAUGUGAAACCUUGUGGGUUCAUCUUUCUAAUUAUCAAGCUCAAACUUGGUGUUGCUAGGAAUUCAAGAGUUUUUCCCCUUUUGUGGGUGAAGAAAGUUUCAAUUUGGACAAAAGGCCCAGAAAUAUAGCAAACAAGCCAACAUUGGAAUUUGGCGAAACCCUCUAAAAUGUAUGUAGAGAGUGCUUGCUUUGAUCCCAAUACUGUGCAGGAAGGCUUAGCUGAAGAUGGGUUUUCGCAAACUGCACCCAAUUUCACUCCAACUAGUUUCUCCAUGGAAGAUGGAGUUGCUGUGGCUGCAUCCAUGGGGAUAGAGAUGCAGCAGAGGCUGGGACUGGACAUGGAACAGUCUUACAAUACCAGCAAUGGCAAUUUGAAUGAUACCCAUUUGAUGGAAGCGGUGGUUCAUCAUCAUGAUCAUCAAUCCAACAACCAGGUUUUGUCAUAUGAUCACCAUCAUCAUCAUGAUCAGUCCAAUUGGGACCCUAGUGUUAACCAUGAAAUGCAACAGACGAUGACUUUCAGCCAUGGCGAAAUCCAGAAUGGCCAUCUCCCGGGCUUCAAUGGCUCCUCACCAGCAGACCUUCUCAAUCUCUUCCACUUGCCAAGGUGCUCACCUUCCUCUGUGCUCACCAAUUCAUCACUUUCUUUUAUGAAUCCCAAUAUUCCCAUCCAAGACAAUGGAAGUUUUCCGGCCUCAUUAGGCUUUCUAGGGGACCUUCCAUCGGCUGAAAGCGCCGCGGCGUCGAACAAUGUUGUGUAUGAUCCUCUAUUCCCCUUGAACCUUCCUCCACAGCCUCCUUUGAUCAGGGAAUUGUUUCAGUCUCUCCCCCAUGGCUACAGCUUGCCAGACCCAUCAAGGGUAGAUUCUUUGUUUGGUGGGGUGGAUCAUGAAGGGGAGGAAAAUGGUGGGUUGUAUCGUGAUCAAGGGGAAGGGAGGGACUUUGGGAAUGGGGUUUUUGAUCAGUUUUCAAGGGAUAUGAAGCGCAUGUCUAGACGCAGGAACCGCAAGGGCACUACCAAACACUUCGCCACUGAGCAGCAAAGGAGACAUACUUUCGGUAGCUUGUAUACCUCUCUCAAGAAAUUGGUUCCUAACCCUAGCAAGCCUGACAGAGCAUCAAUAGUUGAAGAUGCAAUUGGGUACAUCAAAGAGCUUCUCAGAACAGUUAAGGAGCUGAAAAUCCUUGUGGAGAGAAAGAGAUGUGGGAUAGAGAGGGGCAAGAGGCACAAGACAGAAGAUGGUGCCACUGGAGAUGUGGAGAGCUGCAAUCAGGACCAGUACUACAAUGGAUCAUCACUAAGGAGCUCAUGGCUUCAGAGGAAAUCCAAAGACACUGAGGUUGAUGUCCGGAUUAUCGACGACGAAGUGACCAUCAAACUGGCACAGCGCAAGAAAAUCAACUGCUUGUUGCUUGUGUCAAGGGUCCUGGAUGAGCUUCAGCUGGACAUUCAACAUGUCGCUGGUGGCCUUGUUGGUGAUAACUACAGCUUUCUGUUGAACAGCAAGAUAUGUGAAGGUUCUUCUGUCUAUGCCAGUGCCAUAGCCAACAAGCUCAUUGAGGUAGUGGACAGACAGUAUUCUGCAACUCCACCUCCAAGUAGCUAUUAGAAUAGAAACAAAACUUUCUAUGAAUUUGUAGUCCUAAUUAAUUUUCUCUCUGAAUGACUCAAUAUAUAUAUAUAUAUACACACAUAUAUAUUAGUGAAUGUUAUAGACAACCUACAGUUGGUGAAGAACAAUCAUGAAUGGUGUAGCAACUUUAACUACUUGUCUUCAAGUUCGACUGUUUUAGUUGUAGUUACUUGUCCCAAUCAAUUUGUCUUGAUACAUGUAAUGCUCAUA
Molecule: messenger RNA, 1949 nt
Organism: Diospyros lotus (date-plum)
Lineage: Eukaryota; Viridiplantae; Streptophyta; Magnoliopsida; Ericales; Ebenaceae
Product: transcription factor bHLH91-like
Exons: 4
Coding region: 273-1715 (480 amino acids)
Biological process (GO): anther wall tapetum development; regulation of DNA-templated transcription
Molecular function (GO): protein dimerization activity
Source: RefSeq, a predicted model, not a curated record